Messenger RNA from Prunus dulcis (almond), 819 nucleotides. RefSeq lists its product as uncharacterized. Lineage: Eukaryota; Viridiplantae; Streptophyta; Magnoliopsida; Rosales; Rosaceae. The transcript has 3 exons. The coding region runs from base 472 to 819 and encodes 115 amino acids. The record is from RefSeq and is a predicted model, not a curated record.
AUUCUGAUAAUUUUGUAGAGAAAUAACACAACUAGGAAGCAAGAGGUGAAGGCAUCUGUACAAAAGCUUGCUUCUCGAGCUGCUUCCCGAGUCAAGGCUGUAGCUGCGGAAAAGAUCACACCACCAAAUUCGGCAUAUCAAUUUGAGGUUUCUUGGUUUACUGUAAAAAAUAUAGUCUGCCAAAAUGCAAGAUUCAUAUGUUCGUUGUCAUCCCAAAGUAGGUGACCAUGAAUGUGUUCUUUUUGCAUGGUGAUCAUCCGUGCGGUUGACCACUGCAAAGAUUCUAUUAGUCUCGUCUAUUGUCCUCUUUGGAUGGUUGCCAGAAGUAUACCCUUAAUUGCAUUGUCAGUCUGCCUAUCUGGCUUCUGCAUGCUAGGGGCCAUCCAAGAAGUUCCCCAUUUGUUGUGUCCCUUUUGAACAAUCCAGUUGGUAUUUGUUUAGGAAAUCAUCACUCAUUCUGACUUUCCAUUUAUGCUGUUACUUUGUUUCAUGUUAUUUUUUGUGUUAUUUCUAUACAGGCUAUAUAUAUCUCCAAGUGCAUUGCCGCAGAUAUUCAAAAAUGCUUUGACUGUUCCCAUACUUCUUGACAUUAUCAAGUGUACGGCAACCUUUUUCGUUGAAGAAAUGGAUUUGGCCGUCAAUUAUUUGGAGAACUUAACCAGGGUUCCAAGAUUUGACACACUCAUCAUGUUUCUUUCAUCCUCAGACAACGCUGAUCUUGUUAAGAUAUGGGAUGAAGUGUUUGACAAUGAAGCAACUCCGUUUGAGUAUGCCGAGAAGCUUGAUAACCUGCAUACAAAGUACUGCCCCAAGCGAUGA